Messenger RNA from Ostertagia ostertagi, 996 nucleotides. The record is from the annotation of a GenBank genome assembly. Lineage: Eukaryota; Metazoa; Nematoda; Chromadorea; Rhabditida; Trichostrongylidae.
AAAUAUCGACUACACCGAACGGUCGAUUUUGAUCCAGAUGCCCCUGGAGUAUCAGUUCUUAAGCCGCUGUUAGGAGUGGACAAACACUUGAAAGCUAAUUUACAGUCGUUUUUCACAAUGAAAUUCCCUAAAUUCGAAUUGUUGUUUUGUGUGAAAGAAAGGCAUGAUCCAGCUGUGGGCAUUGUCAAGCAACUCAUGGACAGAUAUCCUGCCGUCGAUGCGAGGAUAUUUUAUGGAGGUGAAGAUGUCGGAUUGAAUCCCAAAAUCAGCAAUAUGAUGCCGGCCUUAUCGAAAUGCAAAGUAUCCACUGGUGAUGAUCAGCGAUGCAGAUGCCGUAUUGCAAAGGAUAGGGAGGGAUUUGCAGGUGCUCUAGAACAGAUCUACUUCGGUACCAGCCAUGGCCGUAUCUAUCUUGCUGGAAACUGCAUGCAGUUUGUAUGUUCGACCGGAAUGUCGUCAUUAAUGAGGAAAUUUGUGCUAGAUGAAUGCGGUGGAUUAUCGGCAUUUGGUGACGUCUUGGCCGAGGAUUAUUUCAUUGGAUUAGAGUUCAGCCGUCGCGGUUGGCGAUCAGCGAUUUCUACUCAUCCGGCCCUUCAAAACGGUGCUGAACCUACUGUGGCGAAGUUCCACGCGAGAAUUAGAAGAUGGAUGCAGCUGCGGAUCGCAAUGUUACCUCAUAUGAUGUUUGUAGAACCUUUACAGGAUUGCUUCAUGUCUGGUCUUAUUGGUUGUCUGUGUGCCAAUCAUUUAUUAGGUCUGAAUCCUAUAGCCUACUACGCAGUCCACUGUAUCGCUUGGUUUUUGUGUGAUUACGCUUUGAAUCGAUCUAUACAGAAUGGUCCUCUACCGUAUCGUUUGCCGGCAUUCGCAUGGGCUUGGGCAUUCCGUGAAGGAUUGGCACCGUUCAUCUAUGUCCGGGCAAUACUCACACCCAGCAUCAACUGGAGAAAUGGCCGGUUCCGAUUACACUGGGGCGGCAAGAUAAGGUCGUCCUGA